UCGCUCUCUGAUUGGCUGCUCAUCCCACCUGAGGGACGACGGGCCAGUUCCGGGAUUCCGAUGGCGGCCUAGCAAGCGAGCUAACUAGUUUGCUAGCGGCUAACUCAAGGAGGACCGUAACGACCCACAAUCCUACCGACAAGACAGCUCGCAUGUUCCGUGUUAGGACAUCCAACAGCUGACCCACAGAGCCAGUGGGUAAAAGAAGACGGGGGACAAAGAGAAGAACGGACUAAAAUGCCUCAGACUACAUAACAUCUCUGCGGCACAUGGCUUUGUUUAAGAGAUGCAGAAUGGGAAAGGAGGUCUAUCUGCAGAGAAUUUGGAGGUGGGAGAGGUCUCUACACCCAGACCCGGCCAAGUGCGGAGACAGCUCGAUGACACACACAGGGCUUCUUUUUGGAUUGAGUUGAUUUUGAACCCAUAUUGAAGCAAAGACUGAAGGUAGGGGUCUCACACAAACCAGGGGACUCUGCUCGGCUGUUUAAGCUGUUGUACUUGCAAAAGCAAGGCUGGACAUCAUUUUGUAUACCGUUUUUUUCUUCAUCAGCUUUUUGAAAAUAUACUCCAGCUGGACUUUUGUUCGAUGCAGCUUCCAGCAACUAGUUUAAAAUGGGAUUUGUUUUAGUUUCCCCUGCUGACUUAGUUUGAAACGCUGGAACUGUUCCUUCUGCCGCCAUCCUCCGUUUCUUCCACCCACCCAGUGCCUAAAUACGCCCUCUCGGGACAAUCACAGAAGUCCUCAGCAGCUGCUGCGCUCAAUCCUCUGCCUGUUCUCCUCUAUGUGCUUCUGCUCUCGGCCUGCUGGCUAUCCACCCACUACCUCUUUCAUUUUCUGGUCUUUUAUUUUUAAUAUGAAUUUUCAUCAGAACUCAAGCACAGCGGCAUUAAUGUAAACGCUGAGUUUUAGGAGUGGAGAGAAACCCAAAUUCCUCCAGUUUAAGUCGUGUGCAAGGUACUGUGCUUUUGUGUUGAAGCACACAAGCGUUACAGUUGCUCUGGUGCCAGGGAGCAGUACAAUUAGAUUUAUUUAUAUUGUUGCACCAAAUACAGUUACAUUAAAGCCAUACAAAAAGAUUUAUAAAUUACCUACACAUAUUUUUGUAUCACCUUGCUCUUGUAAAGUCUUGCUUUUAUAAACCUCUAUUAUGCACACAACUUAAGUAACAUUACAACAAGCUGUACACAUGCAAAGCUAAAUGUAAAGCUGUAUACUGCUUUAUAAAAAUCCUCUGAUUUUGAGUGAUAUAUUGGUGCCAGGAGACAUUUAGUGUCUGGACACAGAGAAACCCUCAUGUUUCCAUUCAGUUGCUGCUUUGCAUAGUGUUUUCUUUUUCCUUGUCUGUAGUCAUGGCCCCUCCUCCAAAACAAACCCCACAUUUGCCAUUUUGACCCGUAAAGCACCGUUUACAGUAGGUAGACCGUAGAUACCUACCUCUCUCUCUGUCUUCCUCCGCACUCUGUGUCUCUGAUGCCGGGCUUCAGUGGUGGCGGGGUUGGGGGAGGAGUAGGUGUCCCUGCUUCUGCUCCUCCCCGUCCAUUUCGUCCCAGCCGAUAUGUCCCGGUGUCGGCAGCCACCACUUUCCUAGUCGGAUCCACUACCCUCUUCUUCUGCUUCACGUGUCCAUGGUUGUCAGAGUAUUUCUCCUCUGUCAUUCCAAUCUACAUUGCUGUGAUCUUCCUCUUCACCCUCGCCAACUUCUGUAUGGCCACUUUCAUGGACCCUGGAGUCUUCCCCAGAGCGGAGGAGGAUGAGGACAAAGAAGAUGAUUUCCGUGCUCCGCUCUACAAGACCGUGGAGAUCAAGGGGAUCCAGGUGCGAAUGAAGUGGUGCUCGACCUGCCGCUUCUACCGUCCGCCGCGCUGCUCGCACUGCUCAGUCUGCGACAACUGUGUGGAGGAUUUUGACCACCACUGUCCUUGGGUGAACAACUGCAUUGGUCGGAGGAAUUAUCGCCAUUUCUUCCUCUUCUUGCUAUCACUUACCACGCACAUCAUGAACGUAUUUGGGUUUGGCUUGGUUUAUGUGCUGCACCACCGCCAGCAGCUGGACACGCCACAUGCUGCGGUUACUAUGGCUGUAAUGUGUGUGGCUGGCCUUUUUUUUGUCCCAGUCGCUGGCCUGACUGGGUUCCACAUGGUGUUGGUGGCACGCGGUAGGACCACAAAUGAACAGGUGACAGGGAAGUUUCGGGGAGGUGUUAACCCCUUCACCAACGGCUGCAUGAGGAAUAUUUCUCAUGUGCUGUGCAGCUCCCAGGCCCCCAGAUACAUGGGACGGAGGCGGAGCCAUCAAUCAGUGGAUGUACAGCCACCAUUUCUUAGACCGCCCCUCACUGAGGCCCAGCUAGAAGCCAAGGUCCUGGACAACGGCAUCCAGAAUGACCGACACAGCACCAGGUCCAAGAGUAGUCUAGAGCAGAUGGAGAGCCAGUCAGCUGAUGCAGAGCCUCCGCCUCCUCCAAAGCCAGAGCUUCGUUAUCCUGGCCUGCCCCGUGCUGACACGGAGGAGAGCAGCUUAUUGACUAAAGCUCCAACUACGCCGUCAAUGUAUAAGUACCGACCACCUUACAACAGCCCAGGAAGGAACCACACUGCCCUCACACACCCCAACAAGAUGAUCCGUGGGGAUAGUCUUGACUCUCCAUCUCCCUCCAUCCUCCAGUCCAGCCGUCAGCCUAGCUACCGCUCGGAGCCGAACAGCUUGGACGGGACCACAGUGGUGGGGGGAGGUGCAGGGGCGCGCAGAGGGGGAGGGGAGAGGGGUGAGGGCCCCGGAGGCUCUGGCGGGACUGCUGGGGUGAUGCCAGGGGGCAUGUCAGGUUACUCCCUUACUGGGCGCUCCUACACCUCCUACCCAUCCUCUCUGGUUCUGUCCACUGGCGGCUCUCACUCCUCCAGCCUGCGCUCGGCUCACACGGCACAAAACCCGCUGGCCACGCUCCAAUCAGAGGGCACCACAGACACCAGCUACAAAAGCCUGGCUAAUCAAACGCCUCGGAAUGGCAGCCUGUCCUAUGACAGCCUUCUGACACCAUCCGAGAGCCCAGAGUUUGAGUCAGCCGCUCAUGAGCUGUCACCGCAGAAACCUCGAGCUCCGUUUCCUUCAGCGACUAUAACAGGCCAGCGUGAGGUGGUGUCACCCAGCAGCCCGCUGCAGGGCUACACGUCGCCCUUCCUCUCAGCUCAGAUCGCUCAGCAGAGGGAGGGGCAGCUGCUCCAGGGCUCUGCCACUUUCUCCUCCCCCCACAGGGCCUACCUGCGUGCCGUCAGCCCGCCCCCUCCCCCCUCUGGGCCUCCUGAGAUCCAGCACCUGCUCCAGCUUAACCACGACUCCUCCUCCCGAGCCCCUCGUAACCUUUCCUCCUCUUCCCCUUUGGCUCGUUCACUAGAGCCCCCUGUCUCCCCGCCACCUCGCGGCCUCUCCCUCGGCAAGUCCCAGUCUAAUGUUGGGGAGGCAGGACCUCAGCACAAGCCUCGGGCUUCAGGAGGAGGCAUUGUGCUGGGAGGGGGAGGAGCCGGAGGAGGGCAACAGGCUCCACAAUCCACCUCUCGUCCAGUCUUGGCCAAUCACACACCAUCCAGACCAGGGGGCGGAGUCAAGAAGGUGACGGGUGUUGGAGGGACCACUUACGAGAUAUCGGUUUGAGUGACAGACAUCCUUCAUGGUCCAUCACAAAGAAUGGGGAAAAGUCACAGGACUACUUCCACUUGUCUCUGACCUGAGCUGGAUGUUAUUCAUGACUGUAAGCUCCUGAAAAAUGACUGUUUUCCACUGCAAAAGACUAAAGGAGCAGGCCUGUCUGGUACUCACUUUGUUAUAUUUGUAACUCCACCCACUGGCAGAUUUGAACAAAGAGUAAAAGGGGACACUUUUUCACUGGAUCAAGUCGACUCCAUUUAGCCACUUUGUGAGCCAUAGAUGGAUGUGACUGUAUCAUCAUGGCUGGGCACAGAUCUGUCUAUAAAACACCCAUAGCUAUUCAAUGAUUUGCAGUUUUAUUUGGACAUUAGCACACGGAGUAUUGCCCACCGUGUCCGACACUUAAGGAAAGGAUGUCCUUUAUCCAGUGGAUGUAGAAACCUAAGUAGGAGGAUUUAGGACUGUUGACCAAUAGAAACAUCUUUUCCAACGGACCACUCAACCGAUUUAUCUAUAAGAGUCAUGGAGAGAGAGUCGUACCUAUAAAAACAGUAUCAUUUUAGUUUUCUAAAUCUUUUUUUAAAAAUGUUGUUUUAUAUAAAUGUAUAAAAUCUUACAGAUUAUUAUUAUUAUUAUUAUUAUUGGGUCAACUUGUCAGGUAUUGAAGAUGACUUUGGAUAAGGGUGACAGAUGUACUGUGUGUAAUUAUUCAUGAACGCAAUCUCAAAUCAGUUGCCUGUUUUUUAUUUUAAUGGCUGCAUCAGCCACUCAUGAGUUUGUGCUGGAAUUUUCAUCGUCCAAAGAGAAUGAUGAUCGUUUGGUGGACAAGUGGUAAAUAAUUUAGCUUGAUUUCCUGAAAGCCGCAAAGAAAUUCUGAAUCACAACUGCAGCACAAGUAUCUUUGUGGAAUGUACGCUUUUAAUGUUUAUGCUAGAGAUAAUAUGCAAAAUCUCUUAGUAGCUUUAAGAUCAUUAUGUACUUUUUUUGUCUCUUUCUUCUUUUCUGUCAAUCAAGAUGCGAAGUAGAACCUUUAAUAGGUGGCCAGCAAAAUAGGGGCAGCAAUGGAAGAAGGGCUUAUUUAUUUUUACCAGACAUGACAACCUUGUAGUGUUGGACACCAUUUCAAACCUGUCUCGACCAGAUUGUCAUUUUGUCUUUUUGAGAAAAGUAUGAAUAUUUUUUACAACAAAGACUUUAUAAAUUAAAUUGUAAAAGCGCUGCGCCACUUAAUAGCAUUUCAAGGAGGGACUGUCUGUUUUUUUUUAUUUUUCUGCCUUGAGACCAUACAUAGUGAAGCAUGCACAUUGACAUUUUUUUCUAUUUAUUUGUAUUUUUUACACUUGAGGAAAAAGAAAUGUACGUCAGAGUAGAUUUUUUUUGAUUGGCUUUUAAAACUUAUGUAAAGGUACAGACUUUUUUUUAUUUUUUUUUAACCCAAGCCCAUUUUGAGAAAGAAAAAAGGAGAGCAGAUUUUUUUUUUGAGUUUCAGGAUUGGGUAUUAAAGUGGAGUUUUUAUUUAUUUUAUUUGUCCUAUUAAGGCCUCCAGCGGUGUUCACACUAGAAUGUCAAAGCUGGCUGACUGUAGCACGUCUUUGGGGGAAAGUACUUCCUUGAAGUAUCAUUGUUCAACCCAAAGGACCAUGUUACUAGUUUUCAACCCUACCAGACUGUCUUCGGCAUGCAUGUGUUUUUUGUUUGUCGAGCUAAAUGCUUCACUGGUGUGCAAACUUGAGAAUAUUGGCAAUAUGGUGAUGUGUGGGUGAUUACAAGUCAAGAAGCAUCAUUAAUGGCACAGGCAGCCUUCGUAAGGAGAUAAAAAGAACCUGCGAUACUUUUCUUCCUGCUCUGGCCAUGAUCGUUGGCCACUGAACAAUUUGAAACUAUGUGAGUAUACUUCUGUGAGAUAAAAUAUUACUAUUGUGGGCUGUGAUGAAUGGAACGAGUUUCACAAAUAUCUGUAACGAGUACAUUUAAGACAUUUCCAAAAUGGCCUUUAUAAAGAAUUUUGAAAAAGAUGGCUUCUCAGAAUAAAAAGGUAAAACUGA
Molecule: messenger RNA, 5688 nt
Organism: Cyclopterus lumpus (lumpfish)
Lineage: Eukaryota; Metazoa; Chordata; Actinopteri; Perciformes; Cyclopteridae
Gene: zdhhc5b
Product: zinc finger DHHC-type palmitoyltransferase 5b
Exons: 12
Coding region: 1472-3649 (725 amino acids)
Biological process (GO): protein palmitoylation
Molecular function (GO): palmitoyltransferase activity
Source: RefSeq, a predicted model, not a curated record